Serinus canaria (Common canary) is the source of this 2650-nucleotide messenger RNA. RefSeq names its product TRAF3 interacting protein 3 (gene TRAF3IP3). The transcript has 14 exons. The coding region runs from base 195 to 1844 and encodes 549 amino acids. Lineage: Eukaryota; Metazoa; Chordata; Aves; Passeriformes; Fringillidae. The record is from RefSeq and is a predicted model, not a curated record.
CAGGAACCGGGGCUCGGCCGCAGCUGCAGCGUUUCCUGUUCCACAGAGAGCAGGAGAGCACAGGAUGAGCUGCUUGGCAUGAGGAGGGCAGCUGGGGCGUGCUUCUGCCCUGUGGCACCCGGCUGGGCACGGCACCCCAGGGGCAGGACAGGAGCCUGGCACCAGGGCAGAGGCCCCGAGGGGACAGGGCCACCAUGCCCAGGAGGGCACGGCCGCGCCCGGGCGAGAGCGCCGAGGAGAGGAGCGAGCGGCGGCAGGAGGCGCGGGAGCGGCUGCGGGGCAGGGUCAAUGUCACCUGCUGCAGGGCCAGUGUCACCUGCUGCCGCCCCCCGGGCCUGCCCACGGCCACCAGCCCCCGCCAGGCUGAGUUCCUCCGGAGGAGAAACCUGGCGGCCGAGGCCGGGGAGAGCCGGCCGGGACAGAGAUGGACACCCUGGCGGAAGAGCGCCCGCAGCCCCUCGGGGGGAUCAUCCCCACCCUGCCCCUUUGCCUCCACUGGAACACAGACCCUGCCGAGCCCCAGCUCAGCAGUGACAGACUCGAGCCAGCAGACAGACUGGGGAAUAGCAGUUUUAAAUAAGGAAAUGGUGCAGCUCUCCAACUACCUGAAGGAGGCCCUGCACCGUGAGCUGCUGCUCAAGCAGAAGAUGGUGAUUUUACAGGAGCUCCUGUCCACUCUGCUCCAGGCUUCAGAGAAAUCCUGGCAGGGUCAGCUGAACGAGGACAAACUGAGGUGUAAACUACGGGUGCUGGAAAAUCAGCUGCAGGCCUGCACCCAGAGUUACUCAAAGGAGUGUAUGAAGAAGAUCCUGAUAGAGAUGGAGGACCAGAAGCAGACCUAUGAGCAGAAGGCAAAAGAGGCUCUUCAGAAGAUGCUGGAGGACAAACUCCUAACAGAGCAGCAGCUGCAGAACUCUCAGAGAAGUCUGGCAGAGAUGCGAGAGGACCUCGCCCUCUGGAAGGAGCACCACGCCACACUCAAAGCCGAACUGACCAAGGAGACCACAGCACACACCGAGCUCAGAAACAGCUUCCAGGCUUUACAGAGUGAGCUCCAGCGAGCGGACGCGCAGAGCGAGCGGCUGAGCCGGGAGCUGCGGGCGCUGCGGGACGAGCGCACGGAGCUGCUGCAGCGAGCCAGCGCCCUGCGCAGCGACAACGACCGCCAGGCCGGCCACAUCCGCCACAUCCAAGAUAAAUUGCAAAAAGAACAAGAGCAGAAAGUAACACUGGAGGCAACAAUCAGCCAUUUGCAGAACUUGAUUCACAACCUGGACAACCAACAGAAGAGCCAGGAGGUGAAGGUGCAAAGCACAGACCAGGUUUUCACCACACAGACCCCACCUCUCACUCCUGCCAAGGAAAAACAAAACGCUCUGCCAGAGCACCCCGAGGAGGAGGAGGAGGGAACAGAAAGUCUGAAGGAUGAGAUGCAGAAAAGGACAUCCCAGCUCACAGCAAAGGAGAACGAGGUACCCAGCAGCACGCUGAGCUGUGCCCUGUCCCUGCAGGUACCCGAGGAUGCUCAGCAGAGCCGUGCCCAGCUGCGGGCAAAGCGCUGCAGCCACUGCAGCAGCCCAGCUGCUCUGGGGGCACACAGAACCCAGGGGACCCCUCCUGCUGAGAGCCCCUUGCUGUGCUUGCAGUGCUCGGAGCUGCGCUCGGAGCUGGAGGCGCUGAGCCAGGAGUACCAGUCGUGCCUGACCCGGCUGCGCCAGUGCCGCGACGAGCUCAACCGCUCCCACGGCAGCCAGGCUCAGAGACAGCACCAUCCCUGGAUCCCUCUCCUGGUGGCAGUGGCAGCAGUGGCCAUCGCCACCUUCCUGGCGACUUACAGGCUGUGAAGGGGCUCCUUGAUGACUGACUUCACUGCAGGAACUGACCUCUGCUUCACCAAAAGCAAGCUGGCCUCACCUCAACUCACCUUCUGUUUUGUGUGCGCACAUUGGGUUCGUAUCCUGAGCUGGUGUCACUCCAGCCAGCUAGGUGAACACGGGGACAUCACCCCUUCCCUCGGCUGCUGGUGUCACUCCAGCCAGCUCCCAUGAACACAGGGACAUCACCCCUUCCCUCGGCUGCUGUGGUUGCUCUGUUCCUGCCAAAGGCUGCCCUGCCCAGCCCUGAGGCAUCGAGGGACAGAGCCCCUGUGCCCACCGCUGCUGUGGCUCACACAGGGUGAGAGGGACAGGCAUCCUGUGCCCUUGGCAUCCAGCCUGCCUGGGGUUUAUACCCCCGAGUUGUCCUCCUGUAUUUAUUGCCUCCCUAAAUAGGAGGCAUUCGAUCCUGGGCCAUCUCUACUCUUACCUGACAAAGGCACCCAGCUCAGGGGGGCUCCUCAGCAUGCUCCCCUCACAGCCACUGCUCUAUCCCAUUCCUCCAGCCUCCCUUGUGGCCGAGCAUCCCCACAGCCACACCUGCUUCCCCUUCACUGCCAGCACCACAAGAAUUCACCUGAGAUAGGGAUUUAAAGUGCCUUUUGCAGCUGCACCGUGCAAGUUUUACAGCAGCACUUGCCCAUCAUUCAUGGGCAGGCUCAGACACAAUGCAGGCCGUGACACCACCUCACAUGGGAAGAUACCUGAAAUAUACACAUAAUACACACAUAGUAAACACACAUGGCGCCUACAAUAAACUUCACUAAUUCAAAGCA